This is a messenger RNA of Seminavis robusta, 6452 nucleotides long. Lineage: Eukaryota; Bacillariophyta; Bacillariophyceae; Naviculales; Naviculaceae. The record is from the annotation of a GenBank genome assembly.
GCCCUUUCCGGAAAGAAUGAUUUUUAGCCUUGUGCGUGUACAGUUUGAAUGAAAAUUUCGUUCUUCCCACAAGAAUGGAAGCAAGUCUGGAAGCAAGUUUUGGCCGAAAUUAGCAGCCAAUGCGCUUCCCAAACCAAGGCCGGGCCCGUCCUUCAUGUCGAACGUUGAUCUCUCAAGAAUCAGGACUCUUGUUACUCGGCGUUGGUCGCUUUUGCUUUGAAAGCAACGUUGGCAACAAGAACAGCAGCAACUGAAAUGCUACUAGACAGAGACGGAUAACUUUCUACACUAUCUUUCAUUCUCCCUUCAGUUUUGACAGAAUCCUGUAACUCGACUCUUCUGUUGAAAGAGCGACAUCUAUAUUCGACUAGCAAAGCAAUAGUCACCUGUGAAGUAGUUGUCGGCAGUUGUAGAGUUUGCUGACUACGUUUCCAAACCAACCCCCACAGACAGCGGUCUAUCCCUGAAUCCGACCAUGAGAGUGAUCAACUCUUUUGGGCCCGUUUGGGUCUUCCUGGCGGGGCUCAGCCUCGCUGGUAGUUGCAAUGGGAACUUUUUGCAGCCCUUGAGAAAUACUAUUGACCCAACCCAAUCGGAGAAUGACACGCCAUUCCUAACACUAGCGGAGGUACAUUCUCCCCCCAACGGUUUGCUGGACGGAAAAGCGUUGUCUGCCAAGCUGACGGAUCAAACUCGCAAACUUCAAGACAUGACGCCGGAGCAGUUGGCGAGUCAGUGGCAGGCAUCAGAUCCAACUCCAUCGGACCAGAGGCUUGCUCUAGUGACAUUCUAUUUUGCAAGUGGAGGGGAAACAACAUGGAUGCGCAAGGACAACUGGCUGAGUUACACUGUACCCGAGUGCCAGUGGUUUACAACCGGAAACCCUGCAGACGUGUGCGAUGCUCAGGGCAACUACAUCGGCUUGACUCUCAGUGCAAAUGGCCUGAGUGGAUCGAUUUCGAAUACUGUGGGCACCCUAUCGAUGCUUCGGCAGCUUGAGCUCAGCUUUAACGAUAUUGGUGGUGAAAUCCCUUCUGCCAUCUCGUCUGCUGCCGGUCUCCAAACCUUGAAUCUGGCUGCGAAUAAUCUAGUUGGAAACCUUCCACCGGAGCUAACCAGCUUGAGCAGUCUAUCUCGAUUUGCCCUCACUUCCAACAACUUGGUCGGUUCCAUCCCAUCGGGAAUCUCAACUCAAUCAAGUCUCCAGUUCCUGCAAUUGGGCAGCAACGAGUUCUCUGGAGUCCUUCCCGACGAUUUGGACAAUCUCGUUGGACUGGUCGAACUUGGGGUCGAGGACAACAACCUGAACGGUACCAUCCCGACACAGACUGGAAUGCUCAGGGGUUUGUCUUACCUAAACGCGAGCUCGAACGACUUUUCGGGUGUUCUGCCCACGGAAAUCGGAGGCUUGGUUGCUUUGAGUGAGUUGGACGUCGAGUCCAACAACAUUGGGGGUAGUAUCCCAUCUGAGGUUGGCAGUCUAAAUCAGUUGAGAACACUUUCUGCUGGUAACAACUUCCUGAAUGAUACACUACCUCCAAUCGGAAACUUGACCAGCCUUCAGAUUUUGAACAUCAGCGACAAUGAGGUUUCUGGUGUCCUGCCAGCUGACGUAUCUAAUCUUGUUGACUUGAGGGUUCUGUCGUUGGGCGACAACACGUUCACUUCGACUAUACCAACAGAAGUAGCAGGGCUUGGGAAUCUGGAACAUCUCAACAUCAGCAACAACGAGGUGACGGGGGUCCUGCCCACUGAGCUUGGUGGCUUGGUUUCUCUGCGGGAGCUUGCGGUAGAAUCGAACCAGAUUGAUGAGAGCAUCCCAACCGAAAUAGGUGGAAUCACCACCCUGGAAUACCUCAAUAUCAGUAACAAUGAAGUGACUGGGGCAUUGCCUUCCGAUCUUGCCAACUUGGUUGCAUUGCGGGAGCUUUCGGUGGAUUCCAACAACAUCGCUUCAAGCAUUCCAGACGAAUAUGGCAACCUAAGAGAACUGACCACGUUCACUGCUGGAAACAACCUCCUCACGAACUCCAUUCCAACUACAUUGGCUUCAGCAACAAAGCUGGAAAUACUCAACGUAAAGGAAAACACUCUGACUGGCGCGCUGCCUUCGCAACUGGUCUCCAUGUCAAAUCUGAAGAAUCUCAAUGCGGAAACUAAUAUCAUCAGGGGGAACAUCCCAACAGAAGUUGGCCUGAACAAAAACCUGAACUUCCUGGUGCUGAACAACAACUUGAUUGAAAGGAGAAUCCCGACUGAAUUGGGCCAAGCCAGGGGCUUGAGGGAUAUUCUACUGAGAAACAACACAUUGACUGGUUCCAUCCCAUCCGAGUUGGGUUUGAUUAAAGGUUUCGGAGCGGCCGCACGCCGCCUACAAGACGAUGGUUCAACAGACACAGGUUUGGAGAGACUUUGGGUGGACAGCAAUCAAGACCUCAACGGUACGCUGCCGUCAGAACUUCUGCAAAUUACAAGUCUCGAAGAAGUAUCCGUUCAGGACACUAAUGUUGAAGUUCCAGACGAGUUCUGUAUGGCAGCUAAUGGUCAAGUUAUUUCCGCCUGUCGACCCACGGCUGCUCCAACAACUGCUCCCACAGGACCUCCAACCCGCAAUCCCACUCGAACUCCAACUCGUACACCAACCCGCAACCCUACUCGAAACCCCACGCGAAACCCCACGCGAAACCCCACAGGAAACCCCACUCCCACACCAACCCGCAACCCCACACGCACACCAACCCGCAAUCCAACUCGGUUUCCUACACCCAUGCCUUCGCGUGAUUUCAAGGCCUUUGAAACAACCCUAGAGCUGCGCACUGCAGUCAUUGCGGUAAAUGCUGCUGGACUUGAUCCAACAUCGCAUGUUUACCUGGAGUAUGGUUUCCCCAUGGGUUCAUGGAACGUUUCACUUCUGGAUAGUCUUGACUAUCUGUUCCUCUUUUAUGAUGGUGUGGAUGCAAACUUGAAUGGAUGGGAUGUCUCCAGGGUUACGAGUAUGCUAGCAACAUUUCAGCAGACUGAAGCUCAGUUCGGUGUUGCUACAUGGGAUGUUCGCAGAGUAGUGAACAUGCGGAGCACGUUCAACCGGGCUUCAUUUGCAGGGGACAUCAGUUUGUGGCAAGUUUCGUUGGUGACUGACAUGAGUGGAAUGUUCCGUGGAACGACGGCAUUCAAUGGCGAUAUUUCUACAUGGGACGUGAGCAAUUGCAAGAGCAUGAGCAGGAUGUUUGAAGACUCUUCAUUCAACGGGGACAUUAGCUUAUGGAAUGUUGGUGCUGUCACCACCAUGCGAACAAUGUUCACCGAAAGCAGCUUCAACCCGAACAUCGUAGGCUGGGAUGUUAGUUCUGUCUUGGACAUGGAUGCUAUGUUUCUUGACAACCCUGCUUUCAACCAGGACAUUUCUGCAUGGGAUGUGUCCAGCCUAGUAACUGCCAGGUCGACCUUUGAAAAUGCGGCAUCAUUCAACCAAACUCUAUGUGACUGGAGGGAUCAUCUGCCAAGCUGGACAUUGUACGAUAGAACCUUUGUUGGCACAUCAUGCCCAGUUCAAUCAGACCCCGAUGGCAUGAACAUUGAAGGCCCCUUCUGCUUCAACUGCGAAACGGCACCAAUCACAAUAGCCCCGAGCACCAUGGUGCCCACAGGACCGCCAUCCAAUGUCCCCAUUGACCAAGUGGAAUUGUGGGGCCGGAACUAUAGUACAAGCACAACGACUAUCAUUGACCUUACUUCUUUGGAGACUGGCGGAAUAAUUCCAACCGAGGUGGGGCUCGUGACAUCCCUGGAAUUCUUGUUUCUCGGUGGCAAUUUUUUCACCGGAACCAUCCCAACAGAGAUUGGAGACCUGACCCUACUCCUAAAUUUGAACCUAUGGGAAAACUUGUUGACAGGGACCAUUCCAACAGACUUGGGAGCAUUGACGGCAGCGACACACCUGAGUAUGUUUGGAAAUAUGUUGAGAGGUACCGUCCCUCCUGAGUUAGGAGGUCUGCCAGAUCUAAUUGGCUUGUACUUGGCAGACAAUCAAUUGACAGGGACGAUUCCUGCCAGUAUCUGUGCAAUUGACUUUGCCAUAUUUACUGCCGACUGUGAUACUCCUGAAUUGGUUUGCUGUGAUGAACUUCCACCAACCGCAUCUCCAAAGCCGUCGGCGGUACCAACAACGUCUCCAUCUGCUUCACCAACAACAAGCCAGCCAACAGAUACCACACAGUUCUUUACCAGCACAGAAGAAUUAAGAAGUGCAGUCCUUGCGGCAAAUGCAGCCUUUGAUGAGUCUUGUGAUUCAUGUGAGGUGAACGAACAUGUCUACCAACAGUAUGGCUAUCCCAUGGGAGUCUGGGAUGUUUCGCGUGUGACUAGUUUGGAUGAGGUCUUUCUGGGCUACAACGGGCGUUCAUUUGACCUGAAUCAAUGGGACGUCUCAGCGGUAACGAGCAUGAAGUCAACGUUCAAGAUGUCAGAGUUUCAGCCAGAGAUUGGUUCCUGGGAUGUAAGCAAUGUGCAGGACAUGCUUCAACUGUUCUAUGGAGCAUCCUUUGAGGGUGAUAUAAGUGGGUGGGAUACGUCGUCGGUAACAAACAUGCAACUUCUGUUUUACCGUGCCUUGUUUGCUGGGGACAUCAGUGCCUGGGACGUCAGCAGCGUUGAAAUCAUGGAUUCCAUGUUUGAGGAAAAUGAAGUCUUCAACUCUGACUUGAGUAACUGGAACGUUGGGUCAGUAACUUCGAUGGUCUUUAUGUUUGGUGAUGAGAGUGUGUUUAAUAGGGACAUUGGUAACUGGGAUGUGAGCUCUGUGGCUGCGAGUGACUGUAUGUUCUGUUCAAACGACAGCUUUAAUCAAGACAUCUCGGGAUGGCAAGUUUCUAACCUAGCAGGAGCGAGACGAAUGUUUGAUGGCGCGAGCAGUUUCAACCAGAACCUAUGCGCCUGGCUGGAUGAUCUCCCAAGCUGGACCCUUUAUGACCAAACUUUUGCUGGCACUUCCUGCCCUACCACACAAGACCCAGACAGGUUCAAUAUGGCCGGCCCAUUCUGCUAUUCAUGUGCUCCUACAGUUUCGCCAGCGCCAUCCCUUUCCCAAGCCCCGUCACCCUCCCCGUCAGUUUCAUCCUCCCCGUCAAAUGCACCUGCCACGACCACACAAUCCCCAACCAGAUUCCCAACCCGUGCACCGUCACCAGCCCCAGGAGCAACAAGUGCACCAACAGUGUCCAGGGCACCAUCACCACGCCCUUCAGGGUCGAACUCGGACACGAGCGCACCGACAACGUCCACUGCACCCAGCUCUUCUCCAAGUACUUCACCCAGCCAAUCCCCAACAUCGCCCUUGGUCACAGGUGUUGAGAGAAGAGCCAGAGCUAGAUUUUCUUUCUUCAUUAUUCCCGGAACUCCACCCGCUGUAAUCACAAACGCUGAGAGAUUGGAAGUGGAAGGCAUCAUAGUGGAUUGGCUUGAGGCUCCGUAUCGUGAAUUGCUUAGUAGUGGGUUUAUUCAAGACAGCUCGAGCCGCGCCCUAGACCCCCCGCCUCUGGGUUUCGUACAGGGUCCGUCUGAAACAGGGUUUGGCUACUUUUGGUACAUGGACAUGAUUUCAGAGUACUCGUCCGAGGAGACUGCCCCAACUACAGCUGAACUUCAAGCCUUUCUGACAGAUGGAGAUUCUCCUAUACAACCGUUCUACACGAGCUCCUUGCUGACACGUCUCCAGAAUAGGGGUCCGCCUCAAUUCGUUUGUUGCGUGAAUAGAGUAGUUGUGGACAAUGCGCCACUACCCGGAUUUAUUCUUCCCAACCCUGAAGACCCGUUACCACCAACUGCGGCUCCCUUCAGUCCUCCCACGCCUCCCGCUGAAAUCACUGUUAGUUUCGGUGCUACAUUUACCAUUCUACCUGAAAGCGGGUCAUCCUUUCCACAACCCUUCGUUGGAACUCCAGAGCAACUGCAAAACGCCAUCAUGGCCUUUUACAACGGCAACUUCCAGAACCGAUUCCCGACUUAUGUUUACAAUAGUAUUGUGACGAGGUCUUCUGGUGUGGAUUAUCUCGAAGACUUUGACACUGACCAAGUGGUGUUUCAAAUGGUGUUGAGUCCGUCGUUUUCGGACCAGGCACCUUCCGAAGCUGCGGCUCGCUCCGCAACGAGUCGAAUCAGCAGCGACGCGUUUUGCAGCAGUCCGGACUGCGGGUGCUUCCUGGUCGACGGUGGGCGUGUGCGAGUACAGGCAAGAUCUCUUCAAUAAAUGAUCGAUCGGGCGUCGCGACUUUUUAGCAUUUUUGACUGUUGCAUAGACAUGCAUGUUGGAAUGACAAAAAGGCCAGCAAGGUAUCAUCAAGGGGCGAAGGCAUAACACGCUUGGCGCGACCUUUCUGAUUGCUUGUGAUCUUUAGCUGACUGAGUCAUCUGUUUGGAUAGUAGAUGUAAUUCUUAGAGCUCUUGUUAGUUAUUCG